Messenger RNA from Vitis vinifera (wine grape), 2632 nucleotides. RefSeq lists its product as uncharacterized. The record is from RefSeq and is a predicted model, not a curated record. The transcript has a single exon. Lineage: Eukaryota; Viridiplantae; Streptophyta; Magnoliopsida; Vitales; Vitaceae. The coding region runs from base 269 to 2536 and encodes 755 amino acids.
GAUGCUCGUUACAUUCAGCUCCAAAACAAACCCUACAUCGUCGUCUUCCAUUAAACCCUCUCUGAUGAUUUCUCUCUCUCUGUCUCCACCUCUCGUUUAAACCCCACUUUCCCAUCGUCUGAUGCAUUUGUACAGUAAGUACAGAAAAAAACAAGAAGCUUUAUCUACUUCUCUGCACUGGUUUAGAGCGAUUUCUGUGAUUUUCACCCAAUAAAAGAAGCGAUCUUUAAUGGUGGGUGGAUGGAUGUGUGAAAUAUGAGGGAGAGUGAUGGAUUCAGAGCGGGCCCACCACAACAACAGUAGUGGCAGUAGUACCGGCGAGCUCUUCAUCUGCUUCACUUCGCGUUUUUCUUCGUCUUCUUCUACUUCGUCGUCAAUGAAGAUCUCCUCAAAGUCCAUCCUUAGUCCGGGCCGUACGGACAAGCUCAGGGAGCCUCAAAUCUCGCUGUCUUCGUCGCUGAGCAGGAGGCUGAGGAGCAACGGGAGCAUGAAGGGGGGCCAGUCUUCGCCUAUGUUUCCCGCAGCGGGGAAGAAGAGGGGGUGUGCGUUUGAGAAUCCGGAGCCGUCUUCGCCGAAGGUGACCUGCAUUGGGCAGGUGAGAGUGAAGACGAAGAAGCAGGGGAAGAAGAUGAGAUCGAGGUCGAAGCGAAGAGGGGAGGUGAGUUUUAGGAAGUUAGACCACACGGCUGAAGGGGGGGUUGUUCAUCAAGGUCAUGGUCAUCAUCUUCAGACGCAGCAGGAGUGUUUGCCGCAUAGGAACCAGAGGUGGGUUCAUCUGCCAUUAACGAUCUGUGAAGCUUUGAGGGCUUUUGGGGCGGAGUUCAACUGCUUCCUUCCGUGUCGCUCCUCGUGCACAUCUGGGGAGAGAGAGAAGGAGGAGAAGGGAACUGGGGAGAGUGGCUGCGGCGGCGGCGGCGGCGGAGGCGCGAGUACGAGUUCUUGUGGGGCUGUGUUCGCGAGGUGGUUGGUGGCUUUGCAGGAAGGCGAAAAGGGGAGAGAGAUUGAGCUGGUGGUGGGAGAGGACGAGAGAGCAAUGGAGGGGUUUCAAAGGAGGCAUGUGCUGGACGACAUUGAGAUCAAGUUAGAGGAGGGUGAAGUGAAAGACGAGGCUGUGGGCGGAGAAGAAGCGAGGGUAAGCAUCUGUAUUCCGCCGAAGAAUGCUUUGUUGUUGAUGAGAUGCAGAUCUGAUCCUAUGAGAAUGGCGGCUCUCGCCAAUAGGUUUUGGGAGUCACCCCUUCCGAAGGAAGAAGAAGACGACAACGAAGAUGAAGAUGAAGAUCAAGAAGAUGAAUACGAGAGAAACGAGCACCAACAAGUAGAUUUGUAUGCUGAUGCAGUAGAGGAACAGGAAGGAGAGGAGGAAGAGGAAGGUGGGGAUGCACAAACGAAAGUUGAACUAGAAACAGCGCCACUACAACUUGAUGAAGUGCUUGAAAAGUGUGUAUCAGUUGAGAAGAUUGAAGAAGAAAACAGUACUGUUUCAGAAGAGAAAGCUACUUUGGUAACCGAGGAGGAAGAAGAGAAACAAGAUUACCAAGGGGACACACCGGAAAGAAACCCAGAAAUAAUUGAGCUUCAGGAAGAAAAUCAAGAAAAGGAAGAGGAAGAAGAAGCCGAAGAAGAAGCACAAGGGCAGGAAGAAGAAGCGGAAGAAAUGGUGUCAAUUGGGUCUUCUUCUCACCCUCUUGUGGAUUCUGAAACUCUUGAAAACGAAGAGAUUGAACCAACCCAGUUGCUUGAGGACCACGAAGAACAGGAAGAAGAAGAAGACCCAGCAUUUCCUCUAGACAGAAGACCCAGCAUUUCGUCACCUCCACCUCCGGUGCCCGUACAUUCAGAACCAGAAAGCAGAGAAGAUACAGCAGCAGAAGCUUUAGCAGAAGAAGACGAAGAAGAAGGAGCAACGGUCGAAGAAAAGGAAUCAGAGAAGUCAAUGGUCUCAGAAGUCGAAGAAGAAGGGACAGCGACCCAUGCGCGACCCGACCCGGAACAAGACCAAAAGGCACGGGAGCCCCUCAAAGAUGAAGGCGGUCUAAAGUCAAACGAGAGAGAAACACAACCAAAUCUAAAAGGAGAAACCACCGCCACAACAGGUGCCGGCGCCGCCGUCUUGCCGGACUGUUUGCUGCUGAUGAUGUGCGAGCCGAAGCUCUCAAUGGAGGUCUCCAAAGAAACGUGGGUGAACAGUGCGGACUUCAUCAGAUGGCACCCAGAAAAGCUGGUCAAACCAAACAACGGCCAAGAUCAACCCAAGACCCGCCUCAGCACCGACUCUAAUCCUACUCAGCAGCAGCUCCACCAGCCCCCUCGCUCCUCCUGCUCCUUCCCAGCCGCUGCCGCCGCCGGCGCCUCCAUGGCGACCAUGAUAGAGCAGAAGUUCGUGAACGCCGCGGCUUACGAGCCCUUCGUGCUCACUCGCUGCAAGUCGGAGCCCAUGAGGUCGUCGGCUAAGCUCGCCUCCGAUGCCUGUUUCUGGAAGAACCCUAAGCUGGAGCCGCAUCGCCCCAGAGUCGGCGCGGCUGGAGUGGGGUUUUAAGCCGCAUAGGGUUGUGUGUAGUUUUGCAGAAAAGGAUUUUACUACUCUGUCACGUAUGUAAAUUUUUAUUUAAUUAAUGAUUUAUAUUCUUUGUUA